UUCAUAAGUUUGCCGCUAGUCUAAGUAGACGUUGUUAAAUUCGGCACCGUAGCGGAAACCGUCUCUCUCAUUGUGGAAAGCAUCCAUCGCCAUGGCUCCCAAGAAGGAUGCGAAGUCAAAGUCGGCCCCAUCCAAGUCGGCGCCAGCCAAGAAGAAGGAGGGAGGAGGUGGUAAGGCCAAGAAGAAGAAGUGGUCCAAAGGAAAAACCCGUGACAAGUUGAACAACCUUGUUCUCUUUGACCAGGCCACAUAUGAUAAGCUGUACAAGGAAGUCCCAGCCUACAAGUUGAUCACACCUGCAGUCGUCUCUGAGCGUCUCAAGAUCAGAGGAUCUCUGGCACGCAAGGCCUUGACUGAAUUGCAGCAGAAGGGAUUGAUCAAGCAGGUGGUGAAGCACAGUGCCCAGCUGAUCUACACCAGAACCACCAAGACUGAUGAUGCUGUGGUAGCCGCAUAAAUUGUGUAUUAGAUUUCCAGUAUACAAUUUUGCGAACCCAA
Daphnia carinata is the source of this 498-nucleotide messenger RNA. RefSeq names its product small ribosomal subunit protein eS25-like (gene RpS25). Gene Ontology annotation, molecular function: structural constituent of ribosome. Gene Ontology annotation, cellular component: cytosolic small ribosomal subunit. The coding region runs from base 92 to 457 and encodes 121 amino acids. The transcript has 3 exons. Lineage: Eukaryota; Metazoa; Arthropoda; Branchiopoda; Diplostraca; Daphniidae. The record is from RefSeq and is a predicted model, not a curated record.